Ostertagia ostertagi is the source of this 369-nucleotide messenger RNA. The record is from the annotation of a GenBank genome assembly. Lineage: Eukaryota; Metazoa; Nematoda; Chromadorea; Rhabditida; Trichostrongylidae.
AUGAGAGUCGAGGAGCGAUUUUGUCCGCCUCAACGCAAUUCCUCUCAUCUUUCCGUCUACCUCACUCGGCGAAAUCUUUUCAUUGGUACUGUGGCCCAAUUCUCUUGCCCAGUGGGCUUCAAAGCCCACGGAUAUACUACGUCUGUUUGUGAAGACGAUGGUACCUGGAGUCAUUCGCCACCGAGAUGUCAUGCUGUCCAAUGUCCACCAUUGGCUGUGGACGGUCGAUCGAUGUCGGUGACAGUUUCUUCAUACAAAUUCGGUGGAAUUGCUCAAUUUCAAUGUGCCAAAGGGUACUCACUGAUUGGCUCGGAACAUAUUCAUUGCAAGAGCGACAGUACGUGGAGCGCCAAGAUACCUUUCUGCACU